Molecule: messenger RNA, 1327 nt
Organism: Austrofundulus limnaeus
Lineage: Eukaryota; Metazoa; Chordata; Actinopteri; Cyprinodontiformes; Rivulidae
Gene: mest
Product: mesoderm specific transcript
Exons: 12
Coding region: 143-1123 (326 amino acids)
Biological process (GO): acylglycerol catabolic process
Cellular component (GO): membrane
Molecular function (GO): monoacylglycerol lipase activity
Source: RefSeq, a predicted model, not a curated record
UCUUUGCUCUGUAACCCGUAUUGUCUUGUAGAUCCACAGGAAUUUCCUCUGCAGGUCCUGCACAACGGGGCGAGAAGGAUUGCUAAUUACGUGAGGGAAUAUUUGUGGGCAGGAAUGAGACCCCCCCACCGCUGAGCUCAAGAUGAGAGAGUGGUGGAUUCAUGUGGGUUUAAUCUGCAUCCCGCUGGUGGCCGUGUACCUGCACAUCCCUCCCCCUCAGCUCUCACCUGCCCUGCAGAAGUGGCACAGCUCCGGGGACGUCUUCCUCUUCAGGGGCAGGAAGGUCUUCUACAGAGACUCUUAUGGCGCUUUGGGGAGCUCAGAUGUGGUCAUUCUGCUGCACGGCUUCCCCACCUCCAGCUACGACUGGAACAAGAUUUGGGGUCCUCUCACACUACGCUUUCAUCGAGUCAUUGCACUGGACUUCCUUGGUUUUGGCUUCAGUGACAAACCAAGGCCCCACAGGUACUCCAUUUUUGAGCAGGCCAGUAUCGUGGAGGCCCUGGUGGCCCACUUGGGUCUGAGCAACCAGCGUGUCAAUCUGAUAUCUCAUGACUAUGGAGACACUGUGGCCCUGGAGCUGCUCUAUAGAGGUGAUCAAAAUCGUACAGGACACCUGAUCUUGAACAGCCUCUGUCUUUCAAAUGGAGGAGUAUUCCCAGAAACACACCACCCACGCUUGCUGCAGACGCUCCUGAAGGACUCCAGCAUUCUGUCAUCAGUUCUAACGCGCCUCACCAACUUCUUUAUUUUCCAAAAGGGGAUAAAAGAAGUGUUUGGUCCCUACACACAGCCCACAGACGCUGAGUUCUGGGACAUGUGGACAGUUUUACGCUACAAUGACGGCAACUUGGUGGUGGACAGCAUUCUCCAGUACAUCAACCAGAGGUUAAAACACAGAGACCGGUGGGUGGGGGCGCUCACUUCCACAUUCGUCCCACUGCACAUGAUCUACGGGCCCAUGGACCCCGUCAACCCCCAUCCCCAGUUCAUCCGUCAUUACCUGCAUUUGGUGAAGAGGUCCACUGUCACAGUUCUGGACGACCACAUCAGUCACUACCCUCAGCUGGAGGAUCCCACAGGUUUCUUAAAAGCCUAUUACAACUUCAUUCAUUCUUUCUGAAAGAACAACAAGUAUCUUUUUUCAAAGUUAAGCCUGCAGUGGAAGAGUUGGAGAAGACUGAAUUAAACCCUGAGAUCAUAAACUACAAUAAUGUUUUUCAGCAGUUGAAUGUAUUUCUUGAGCCGGAUGAUACUUCAUUUAAUUUUCUACAUUUCUGUUGUCAGUUACCCCCCUCAAAAAAAAAAGAAAAAAAAAAAAGAAACA